ACCAGCAGACGAAUUUCUAUUUAAAAAAGCACAAUUUAAAGCUGGUUGGAUUUGCACGCGAAUAUUAUUGUCCUGGGAUUUCAAGACUUAUCUUACGCCACCAACCUGAAAAUGAUUUCUCAGUCGAGUCGUUUCAUUCUUCUUCCGUUAGGCAAACAGUUUACUUGCACGGUGCGUGCAGCAACGGUCGUAAUCCCCGUGAAAUCUUACCAUACACCCGCCUUUCCCCCUGUAUUUUUCAGUCAAUGCAGACCGUCAAGGAUUCACAUCAAAGUUUUCAAUGUGAAACCGUGUAGUCAACGCCAGCUGAGCCUUUCAGCAUAUUCCAGAAAUGUGUCUAACGGGCCGUCGCUCACCAGUGUGCCAGCUGCUGCUACAACAACCAUUAGUACCUCAGAAUUUGUUGACAUACCUGCCCCUCCACCAGUACCGACAUCAGUGGAAACAAUUUCAGAAGCAAUUUCCACGAGCAAUUUAGCAGAACCUACCUUUGCAGAAAUAGGUCUAGGAGGAAUGUCACCAAGUGGCCUUAUUCAAACUUGUUUGGAAUGGGUACACAUUGGUUUGGACAUUCCGUGGUGGGCUUGCAUUGCGUUAGGAGUCUUGACAGUUCGCUCCCUAAUGUUUCCUUUGGUUGUCAAAGCCCAAAGAAAUGCAGCCAAAAUGACAAACAACAUGCCACAAUUGCAAGUUCUUCAGCAAAAAAUGACAGAUGCUAGACAAUCUGGAAAUGCCAUUCAAUCCGCCCAGAUGGCGUAUGAAAUUCAGCAGUUCAUGAAGGAGAAGGGAUUGAAUCCGUUUAAAAAUUUGAUGGUGCCUCUGAUCCAGGCACCUGUGUUUAUGAGUUUUUUCUUUGCCUUAAAGGGUAUGGCAAACACCCCAGUAGAGAGCAUGAAAGAUGGAGGGUUAUUUUGGUUCACUGAUCUUACAAUCUGUGACCCAUAUUACAUACUGCCGAUGCUAACUAGCAUUACAGUGUGGGCUACCAUUGAAUUGGGAACCGAUUCAGCCAAGCUUUCUGCUCAAGGCUCACCCCUGCUAAUUUAUUUCUUCAGAGCUAUACCAUUCAUCAUGUUUCCCAUCACCAUGAAUUUCUCAGGGGCCAUUCUCUGCUAUUGGCUGACGACCAACAUAAUAUCUCUAGUACAAGUUGGUUUCCUGCGAAUCCCAAAAGUUCGAAGCUAUUUCGAAAUAGAUCAGUUAAUAACCUUGAGUCCGGUCAAAGGAGCGGGUGCGAAAAAGGGAUUCAUGGAAUCAAUGCGGGAAGCAUGGACUAACCAGAAAAUCACCAGCGAGCUCAACGAACGCCAACGUCUCAUGGACUCAAAUUUCAAGCGUGCGGGUACAGGUCCCGUUCAAAAAACGUAUUCGUAUAACCCCACAGCACCCAAAGCACAGCAGCUAGUACAACAGGGUUUCAAACAAGCCAAAAAAGCGGCAUAAUUGCUUGAACUUGUAAGAGAAAAAUUGCAGUUGAGAUAUCAAACUUGCUUAUAGUAGACUUUGUGUCAUUAUUUCUCCACAAUAUAGCGGUUUUAAUGCACACA
Daphnia magna is the source of this 1547-nucleotide messenger RNA. RefSeq names its product mitochondrial inner membrane protein OXA1L (gene OXA1L). The transcript has 9 exons. The record is from RefSeq and is a predicted model, not a curated record. Bases 112 to 1443 code for a protein of 443 amino acids. Gene Ontology annotation, molecular function: membrane insertase activity. Gene Ontology annotation, biological process: protein insertion into mitochondrial inner membrane from matrix; mitochondrial respiratory chain complex IV assembly. NCBI's taxonomy places the organism in Eukaryota, Metazoa, Arthropoda, Branchiopoda, Diplostraca, Daphniidae. Gene Ontology annotation, cellular component: mitochondrial inner membrane.